GGGCUUCAGAGGAAUGUGAGCCACAGUCGGAGGAGGAAGGGUGAUAAAUAUUGCCCAGAAGCGACAAGCUAGCCAGCCUGUAGCUGCCUGUCCUUAGGGAGGAUUGCAGAGCUGGGUGCAAUCCGAGGAGCGCUCCUCUGGCUUUGCAAGACCUGAUCUCCGCAGGGUUGUUGGAGGCAUUUCCGGACGCAGGGGACCCGAUUCUCCUCCCCCGGCUGCUUUGGAGCAUGGCUGGCAAGGUGCAUCGACUGUGCACGGGCUGGAGCCUGCUGCUGCUGCAGGCAGCGCUCUGCUCUUCCCAGAGUAACUGCGAUAGCCCCGACCAAUGUGCUCGGAAUAAUUCUAACUGGACUAGCCUGUGGUAUGUCUGGCUGAUUCUACUGACAGUGUUCCUGCUCCUGCUAUGUGGCAUCACAGCGAGCUGUGUGAAGUUCUGCUGCCGGAAGAAGAGACCCCCGGUUCAAACCUUCCCUAGACGCCCCUACGAUAUGACGGUCAUUGCCGUUGAUGGCGAUAGCACUGCCCACAGCACCGUGACCUCAUACAGCUCUUUCCAGUACCCCCAGAGUGCCCCACUUCCACUUCCGUUUGGGGAUAUGGACAGCAGCACCAUGUCUCCCCCAGCCUAUAGCCUCUAUGCCAUGGAGUUGCCUCCCUCAUACGAUGAGGCCAUCAAAAUGGCUAAGCCCUACAUCGAGACGGUGUUGGUGGGCCAGAAACUCAAUGACAUCCUUGAGUCAGUGGCACCAGAAGAGCCAAAUCAGCACCAAGGUUCCUCUGCUCCUGUGACCGGUGAACUGGAGACACAGCCAAGUUCAGAAGAACCACAAGUUGCAGCACAAGGCCAACCUCAGCUCUAGCCCAUUUAGGGGUGAGAGAAAUAGAGCAAUAUAAGGACAUUGAGAAGUACUAAAGACAUUAAAAGUUUGAUCUUAUAUGCAAGUAACCAUGGGAAGAGGCCUAAUCUGAUGUCCCUAUCAAUGAUUUGUCACGUGGGAGGAAUGUUUCCUGCAAUUGCAGUAAUCUUCUGACAUUUCUAGGAUAUUAAAUGAAAUAGGAGGACAGCAGUUUAAAAAUACCCUGUGUGGGUGAUACAUGGAUGCUAGUUUGUGUCCUGCCAAUGAAAAAUAAUCCCUUGUACUGAUAUAGCAAUGAAAAGGGCAGGGGCAUGGUACUGCGAUAGUGACACCUUCAUUAGAUGCCAGAAUGAUGCAAACAGUGCAUUGUUCUUGAACAGAAGAUGGAGUUUCCCAAACUUGAGGCAGAAAUGGAGUCUUGAGCAUGUGCAAAUUCAAGAGGUUCUAUAGCUUGUCUCUUCUUUUGAGAAGGUUAACUGUCCAGCAAAUUGCUGAAGCACUGAACUCGUUGCUACGUAACGGCGAAUGUUUCUUUAAACUGAAGAAAAAUGGCACCCAAGGACUCUACUAUAGUUCAUGAAUUGAAAUCCACACUGUUAUUUCCACAGUGUUGGGGAGAGACAAGGGAAAAGACAUUUGUGCCAAUUAUGGGAGACCCGAAUCGUUAAAAACAAAACAAAACAAAACAUCACUUUCAAGAUGGGGGGGAGAGGUUUGAUGCUUGUUGGUUUUGUCAGUUACAGUGCAAAUUAGCCUCCUGGAGAAACUUUUAUACAUGGUUUGGUAUUAAAAUAUUUCAAGUAUUCAUGCUUUUUGCUGACUGAAUCCAAUGGGUUUGAAAAACUAAAUGAUCUGGUAAACAUUGAAUGCCUUGUCAGCACAAAAAGUCAGUAGUAUAAAUUUCAAAAAAAGUUAAGUUAUAAAGCUACAGUGCUUGACCUCCUUAUGGGAUUUUUAUUUAAUAUUUCACUGAUUUUUUUUUUAAACUAUAAAUAAAAUUUUAACUUUUUAAUGGAAACCAUCUGCCAUUGUGAGAUCUAAGUAACCUAAGAUAAGGGUUACA
Molecule: messenger RNA, 1920 nt
Organism: Dermochelys coriacea (leatherback sea turtle)
Lineage: Eukaryota; Metazoa; Chordata; Testudines; Dermochelyidae
Gene: TMEM52
Product: transmembrane protein 52
Exons: 5
Coding region: 228-860 (210 amino acids)
Source: RefSeq, a predicted model, not a curated record